Molecule: messenger RNA, 5894 nt
Organism: Rhineura floridana
Lineage: Eukaryota; Metazoa; Chordata; Lepidosauria; Squamata; Rhineuridae
Gene: TBC1D31
Product: TBC1 domain family member 31
Exons: 22
Coding region: 100-3357 (1085 amino acids)
Cellular component (GO): centrosome
Molecular function (GO): protein binding
Source: RefSeq, a predicted model, not a curated record
UCCAAAGUAGGCGGGUCCUGGGAAAAGAAGCGGCGGUUGGGGCGGGCUAUCCCGGUUGGAACCUUUUCGAGCGAGAGGCGCCAGUGGCUGCUUGUCAGGAUGCAGAGUUCGGACCUGGGCAACAGGGAAGAGGGCAAGAUCUGGCACCGCAAGCCUUCCCCGGCAGCGCACCAGGGAGUCAUCGUAAAUAUUAUUCACAGUACUACAGGCUACCAUUCCAAGACAAUACGUUUUUUGAAUGUGGCCUUCGACAGUUCUGGAGAUUCACUCCUUUCUGGAGAUCAUCAAGGGAAUAUCUACGUUUUUGACUUGGUGGGCAACAGGUUCACCCUGGUUCAGCGAGUAAUGCAGGCAUGCACCGCCCUGGCUUUUAAUCUUCGCAGGAAAACAGAAUUCCUCGUGGCUUUGGCUGAUUACUCCAUUAAAUGCUUUGAUACAGAUACGAAAGAACUUGUUAGUUGGAUGAGAGGACACAAUUCUUCAGUAUCCUCGAUCUCGGUUCAUGGUUCUGGUCGAUACGCCGUCACGUCAUCUGCCGACACAGCCCAGCUUUGGGAUCUGGACACCUUUCAGCGGAAAAGAAAGCUGAACGUUCGCCAAUCUGUCGGUAUUCAGAAGGUUUUCUUUCUUCCGCUGAGCAACACCAUUCUCAGCUGCUUUAAAGAUAACUCAAUUUUUGCCUGGGAGUUUGAUACCCUUCACUGCAAGUAUCAGCUGCCAUCGCCAGUGGAAGGUUCUUCGUUGCGCUAUAAAGUUUUUGCUGUGACAAGAGACGGCCGUGUCCUUGCAGCAGGCGGCAAAUCAAAUCACCUUCACUUGUGGUGUUUGGAGUCUAAGCAGCUGCACCGAAUAAUCCAGAUGCCAAGCAAAGUGCGAGCCAUUCGCCACCUAGAAUUCCUUCCGGAUAGCUUUGAUGGCGGCUCUAAUCAGGUUCUUGGAGUGCUGAGUCAAGAUAACAUCAUGAGAUUUAUCAAUGUACGGACAUGUAAGCUUCUCUUUGAUGUCGGCAGCCACGAGGAGGGAAUCAGCACCGUCACUAUGAGCCCGAAUGGGAGAUACAUUGCAGCAGUAAUGGAGAAUGGCAGCCUUAACGUAUAUAGCAUCCAGGCUCUGACACAAGAAGUAAAUAAGCCUCCCCCACCUCUGUUUAAAGUGAUUGAAGAGCCAUUCAAAGACAAGGUGGACGCAAACAAGCUUACAGUGCGAGUGACAUCCAGAAUCUCGGAGAGGCCGUGGAAAUCAAAAGGGGGCAAAAUCCAAACCAAAGUGUUAAGACCACAGCCAGAUGUGUCCCAUGAGGACAAAGAGAAUGAGCUGCCUGAUGGACUGAACAAGAAGCGGCUGCAAGCCUUGCUGAAAGGAUUUGGGGAGUAUCCAGCAAAAUACAGGAUGUUUGUUUGGCGGUCCUUGCUUCAUCUUCCAGAGAAUCACUUGGCCUUUAGCAGCCUGUUAGAUAAAGGAACCCAUUCAGCCUUUGCGCGCCUUCAGAAUGAAUACCCUAUUAAAAGCAGAAAACUCCUGAGAGUCUUACAGAGGACAUUAUCUACUCUAGCGCACUGGUCCACCAUCUUUGGCGAGGUGCCUUACGUCCCUCUGCUGGCCUUCCCUUUUGUCAAACUCUUCCAGAACAAUCAGCUCGUUUGCUUUGAAGUGGUCGCUACUGUGAUUGUUAAUUGGUGUCAACACUGGUUCGAGUUUUUCCCGAAUCCUCCAAUCAACAUCCUCAGCAUGGUGGAAAACAUCUUGGCACAUUACGACAAAGAACUGCUUCAGCAUUUAAUACAUUACAAUAUAACAUCACAGGUUUAUGCCUGGCCUCUUCUGGAAACCAUGUUCUCCGAGGUUCUGACAAGGGAGGAAUGGCUGAAGAUGUUUGAUAACAUCUUCUCCAACCACCCAUCAUACUUUCUGAUGGUGGUUGCCGCUUACAUCAUAUCUUCCAGAGCUCCAUUGCUUCACUGUAAUCAGAAAGAUGACUUUGAGUAUUUUUUCCAUCAUCGGAACAACCUUGACAUCAGCGCUGUGAUUAAAGAGGCCUACCAUCUCAUGGAGUGUACCCCAGCAGACAUCCAUCCCCGCCGUAUGCUGGAUGACUUUGUGCCGCUGACCAAGGGGCAGUACCCAAUAUUUAACAAGUACCCCAAGUUCAUUGUGGAUUACCAGUCUCAAGAGCGAGAGCGAAUCAGACAAGAUGAAAUAGAGUACCUGCGAGAGAGACAGUUGGUUCAAGAGAUAGAGGCUAAGGCAAUCGAGCGCAGAGUGGAAGAUGAAACUUGGUAUCGGAAACAAGAGCUGCUUCACGAGGCUGAGGAGCAAAGGAGGAAGAUUCUGCUUAAGGAAGAGGAGAAACUAGCAGAGCAACGGCGGAGGCUAGCUGCUGUGAAGAGAGAGCUGAAAAUAAAGGAACUGCAGUUAUUGGAAGCUGCAAGGAGGCGUUUUCUGAAGUACCAGCAAGAUCAGCGGGAAAUGGAGCUCAAGAGGCUUGACGAUGAAAUUGCAAGAAAGGCAUCUAUGAGAGAUCAAGAAACGGCUGCUACAGUUCAAGAUGUAGAAGUCCGACAGAUGGAGCUCAAAACCCAAAGACAGCUUUUUGAACAGAAACUUCUCAAAGAGCAGGAAGCUGCGACUCAGGAAGUGAAAGGGUUGCUGGACACUAGCCGGCAAAAAGCUGACCUGGAAGAGCAACUACUUCAGAGGCUGAUUGAAAUUGAGCAGGAUGGGGAACGGAACGCUCAGCAACUGGUUGAAGAAUGUUUGGCCAAAGCCGAUCAAGAGCAUGUUGACACGGACUGGCGAGCUCAGGUUCUGCACAAGCAAAGAUGCAGUGACGUGGCUCGUGACAUGCGCUAUCAAGAGCUGGCAAAGCACCUCCGUAACAACAGAGCGGCAGAGGCAGAGCUGCUUGGCACAAUGAAAGAGGAGGAGGCCAGAAAAUGGGAGGAAGUCCUAGAAAAGCAAGAGCAGCUGGCAGCAGAGCAGGCUGUGACAGCUGCUUUGGAUGCCAACAGGAAGCGCUUUCUGGAACGGGAAAUGAACGAUGCAAUAGAAUUGGCUGUCAAGCUCCAGGAUGAAGAUGGCUAUUUUGAGAGACUACGUGAUUUGAGAGCCUCACAGACUCUGCAAGGUUUGGAAUUCCGCCAGUCUCCCAACAAGACUCAGUCGCGGCCUGGCAACGCCUGCUUAAAUGAUUCGUCGAGAGUGGAUUCACCAACACAUUUUUCUUUAGAUCGAGGACGGCAAGAUCUGGAAUCUAGAGAGCGAGAAUUGCUGGCGGAAGUGAGACUGCUUAGGCAAAAGCUCAUGUCUCAGGCUCGAGCAAAGCAUACCCCACCACCGGAUGCGCAGUGGAGCAGCUGAAAGGACUCUUUCCAGCUGCAAAUGGACUUUUUCACGAAGUAGCUGCAUUUAAGAGAUCAAAAGGACUGUUUUUAGACCAUUUUAUUCUAAAUGUCUUUAGAGAUAUUUUUGUAUAUAAAAAUAAAAUAUCAAACAAAGGUUGAGACUCUUUUGUAACAAAUACUUAAAGUAAAUGCACAAGUAUUUUUAAAGAAAACAUCAGCGUCAGCGGUACUGGUGUAUCAAAUCACCAUGUAGCUCAAGUGUGGAGAACCUUUGGCCCCUCCAGAUGUUGCUGAACUAUACAAUUCCCAUCAGCCUUAGCAAAAGGCCAGUGGCCAGGGAUGAUGGAAGUUGUCGUUCUGCAACAUCUGGAGGGUUAAAGGUUCCCUGCAUCUGAUGUAGCUCAAAAAGAGCCAGUAUCUGUUUAACAGAAAUGAGUCUGGUGACUUAUUUCAGCUAUAAUUCUACCACAAUGUCAAUAUUGUAGUUCUUGGAAGUAAGCUUAUUUAGCCCUGUUGAUUUUAAAAAGGGGUCUAGAUCUGCACAAAGUCCAGUAGCCCCCUUAAUGGAUUGUAUGUGUGAUCUCUUGUAUUUUAUUUUUAUGUCUUAUAUUUUAUAAGUGUGACUACUGACAAAAGUAAUGUUCACUGAUGUCAAACGUAAGCCUAUUACAUAAUGGGAAGGCACAUUGUUACAGCCCUGUAACACACAGGAAAUUGAGUGUUCUCCACUGUCAAAAGCUCCCUUCCUCUGGAAACUUGCAUGCCAGGGAAAAGUUUGUUUGUAGGGUUGUUAUUCAGCCAUUCAUUUUCUCUCCUUUAUCCUGAAGAGGUACAGUCCUAGAAAGUCUGCACCACGACUUCCCAGGAGGAUCCCUACGCCUGUGCAGCCUCUGAGACGAGCUCCGUCUUGGAUGAAACUUAUCCAGUUUAAAUUCAGUCAGAAGGCUCUUUUCUGACUGGGAAUAAUUUCUUCCGGAUAAGGAAGAAACGUGAGAUUUCCCACACAGCUUUGCUUUGAUUGUUGGAGUCUGGAAUUUGUCAGAAUUGUCUGUCUUCCAGCAGCUCAGCCAGAGCGAGGAUUUUUAUGCUAGCUCAGCUGGAUAAGUGACCCGUUUUUUUUAUACGGAUUAACAGGCAAACAUCCUCCUGUCUACAUUCAUCAUUUUCUUAUCUAUACAGCUAAAGAGAUUUGUCAAAGUAACAGCAAUUGAGAUAACCUAGGUGAGGUAAGACUUUCCUUUUUUUAUUCACGGAACUAAGUGGGAAGAAAAUAUAAAUAGCUUAUCUUUUUUUUUAUUGCAAAAAGCUGACAUGGAAAAUAGCAUUUUAAAGAUUACAACGGACGAGAGAUUUCUGAUUGGGAGAGAUAAGAAAUCUUUUUGAUUUAUAAGACUUUUGUGUAAUAUAUGGCUGGGACUAUUUUUCCUGAUCUACUUUUUUUUUGACGAAUCUGCUCAUUCUCUCUGCUACUAGUUAUUUGGACGCUGUGAACUAAAGCCGUUCUUACACUUCCGGGCAGAUAAGAGAUAAGGGCUGUCUAGCGUGUGACGUUAGUUGGUUGGAAAGAUUAACUCCUUUGUAACUGGUUAAAGAAAUAAGCUGCUCUUUGUUUGGGACAUUGAAAAUUGAAGGAGUUUUGUUCCUUUGGCUUUAAGAAUGACAAUUAAGCAGAUCAUGGAUGUACAAGAAGGGACUUUAUCUCUAGACAUGUUUCAGAAAAUAAUGAAUGGGAUUAACUCAAUAAAACAAGAACUGAGAAAUAAUAGACAAGCGUGGAGAAUUGAAUUUCAUGAAAUGAGACAGGAGCUGAAAGAAACUCAGGAUUCUAUGAGAAAGGAGAAUAAAGAUAGAUCUGGAAAACAAAAAAAGGAUGAAAGAGAAAUUAAAGGCAAGGUUCAAACUAUGGAGAUUGGAUUAAUUAUGGACAUGAAAAAAGAUUUGGAUUUCCUGGCUGUGAUGGAUCCUGGAGACAAAUAUUACAGUUUGGAAUUCAGUGCUGUCCCUGAAGGAAUUGAAGAGAUUGGAGAUAAAGAUAUUAUCGGUUCAAAAAAAUUCCUGGACUGGAAGGAUUUGAUGGAACUUGAAAUGGAGAAAGUUAACAGAAUUAAUCCCUGUUUUGUGUCAAUGGAAAAACCUUCAAGAGAUGUACUAGUGUAUCAUGUGGAAAAGAGGAACAGAGAUGCGGCUUUGCAACAAUACUUCAGUGAUACGUUUGGAUUUGAUGGCAAGAAAAUAUCUGUGAUGGAGGAAAUUCCUAUCAGACUUUUAUUAUAUGACUACGACAGCAAGAUUUUUGGGUGCGUAAAGAUGGAAGAUGGAAGAUGGACCCAAUAUGGAUAAUGACAGAAGAGCGAUUUAAAAUUACUGGACUUAGUAGAUUUGAUGAGUUGGAUUAAUUGAUAUGUUUAUUUAGUAAAAAAAUUGAUUGAUAUAUAUCUCAAGGAUUGGAAACUUCUCUUUGACUUUUUGUGGAAGAUUAAAAUGAUAUGACGUUAAUGAGAUUUGAAACCAACUAAGAUAACCGCUGGAGGAAGGUGAUUUUAUAAUCUAUGA